Molecule: messenger RNA, 2223 nt
Organism: Heterocephalus glaber (naked mole-rat)
Lineage: Eukaryota; Metazoa; Chordata; Mammalia; Rodentia; Bathyergidae
Gene: Cnep1r1
Product: CTD nuclear envelope phosphatase 1 regulatory subunit 1
Cellular component (GO): Nem1-Spo7 phosphatase complex; cytoplasm
Source: RefSeq, a predicted model, not a curated record
AGGGCGGGGCGCCAAGGAGGUGCGGAGGCGAGCGGUUGAGGGUGGGAGUUGGCGCUCCGGACCGGGCUGGGACCGCGGUGCUGCGAUGCGGACGGCGCCGCGGCGGUGACCGUAGUUGCCGCCCGACAUGAACUCGCUGGAGCAGGCGGAAGAUCUAAAGGCUUUCGAGAGGAGACUUACUGAAUAUAUUCAUUGCUUGCAACCUGCAACUGGACGUUGGAGAAUGCUUCUUAUAGUGGUAUCUGUCUGUACAGCUACUGGUGCCUGGAACUGGUUAAUAGAUCCUGAGACACAAAAGGUAUCCUUCUUCACAUCAUUAUGGAACCAUCCAUUUUUCACCAUUAGCUGUAUCACUCUAAUAGGCUUGUUCUUUGCUGGAAUACACAAGAGAGUAGUUGCACCAUCAAUUAUAGCUGCUCGGUGUCGAACGAUAUUAGCAGAGUACAAUAUGUCUUGUGAUGAUACAGGAAAACUGAUUUUGAAACCUAGGCCUCAUGUUCAAUGACAAUCUGCCCUCAUUGUUAUAGGACCUAAAACAGUUUUUCUUCAAAUAAGUGAUAUAGCAAAAAGCCAUAAAGGAUUCCUUUUGCAGUUGGAUAUGUGAAGGCUAUAGCAACAACUGACAAGAAGUGUGCAAUAUUUACCCAGAUGAUCUUGAUGAUGAUGACUCAAGUUAUCAGUGGUUUGGUACCUUUGAUUACCUGUAUUCAGUAUUAGUGUCACUUUAGUACUUCAGCUCCUGCAAAGAUUUUUGCAGAUGAAGUAUGUAUGUUACUAAGUUAAACUUAGAAACAGAACCUCAUUCAGUUUUUAUAAUGUAUUUUUGCAGACUACUGUAAAUAGCAAAUCAAUGCCAAUGUUAAACAAAGAAGAAAAUGUUGUGUGGACUUUGUUCUCCUGCACCAGUAUUUCAGGAACAUCUGUUUGCCAUCCCCACAGCUCUUUAAAACCGGCUAUUAUGUGUGCCUUUCAUUCUUAACUCCUCUUCUAAAAAUGUACUGCAGGAAAAACAUCAGAUUCUGCUUAGACUGAGGAAAACUCAUCUCCAUUAUGUUGUAAGCAAUUAUAGAUGUUUUGAGAAACAAUUUUAGUUGAACGAGAAACUGAACUGCAGCAACUAUUAUGGUUAUAUUUUUCAGUUUAUUUUCAUUUAACACUAAAUAUUCUUUAUAUUUUUUAAGUAUUUUAAGAACACCCCAAAGUAUCCUGAAUGUAGAAGUUUAGUUAUAACUUAUAUAUUGUCUGAGAAUUUGAUAGUCAUUGUUUUAGAUAAUUGGGUUUUGUCCUGUGGUAGACAUACUGUUACACAAGUACUACACAGUGUAACUGAGCGUCCUCCUCUGUCACCAGGACAACAUGGGAGUGUGCCACAAACUAGAGUCUACAAUUCUCACUGUUCAGAGAGUGUUAAUGACAUACUGUGUAUGCAUAACACCCACAUGUACUAUAAUAGCCCUUAAAAUUAAACUAUUGGGAUCGCUGUAAAUAUUUUAAAGUACUGAAGGUGCCUUUUACCUGUUUACCUGUUUAGAAGACUUUGAAAAGGUUUAAAUUAUUACAUGAGCAGUCUUUUAAAUUUCAAUUAACAUAAACCUGAAAUUUCAUAAUAGGACAAAAACUUUUUAACAAGGCUGCUGUUUAACUUAAAUGUGUUCAUUUGGCUUUCAUGUGUAUAAAAUUUUAUUCUUUGAACUGCAGCAAUAAAACCCUCUGCUCCUAAGAAGUUUUAAGAGGGGAUUCUAUAUAUUCUGCUUUGUUUUAUUUUCUGUAAAUUUUGUAGGUAAAUAUGUGUAUAAAAAUAAAUACUUUAUAUAUAACUAGGUAUUAGCCUUUUUCUUUGCUUUAUAAGUCUAUAACUCUGAAAAAAAUUUUAAGCAUGCUGUGUAUCAGAUCCAGGCUAGUUCCAAAUGAGAUAUUUUACUUGAACUCUGUGUAAUGGAGCAAAUGUUAAGUAGCACUUGUAGAUACAGUAGUUUAUUAAGCUGUAAUUACUUUAAAUGUCUUGUUCAUCAUGGUCUACUAACAUUUGGCUCUUAGGAAGUGCAGGUUUUCUCAUAUUGCUCUUUACAGACGUGGAUUGCCAGUUUCCUUCAAGAGUAUAAAGCCGAAAGAGGGAUUUUUAUAGAUCCUUAAUGACGUUUGCUUUGUUUUGUUUUUUGAGUUAUGAACUCUGAAUUCCUUUAAGUAUUUAAUAAAAACCUUGACUCUUGUCCCCUAGAAAAA